Molecule: messenger RNA, 1039 nt
Organism: Hyalella azteca
Lineage: Eukaryota; Metazoa; Arthropoda; Malacostraca; Amphipoda; Hyalellidae
Gene: Mthfs
Product: 5-formyltetrahydrofolate cyclo-ligase-like
Exons: 3
Coding region: 276-884 (202 amino acids)
Biological process (GO): folic acid-containing compound biosynthetic process; tetrahydrofolate interconversion
Cellular component (GO): mitochondrion
Molecular function (GO): 5-formyltetrahydrofolate cyclo-ligase activity
Source: RefSeq, a predicted model, not a curated record
AUUUACAUGUUUGACCAAUAAUAUUGGCAGAUAUACAACGAAUAGUUAAUUGUACAUGAAUAAUGUGGUGCCAGAUUUUCUCGAAGACUGCGAAAUAAAACUUCAUUUUUGUACUUUUAGAGAACAGGAACUUCAAUAGAAUAUGAAGAACGUUGGAAAGCAAUUACAUGUGAGGAUAAAUUUUUAGGCGCAGUUGGGUGCUCUUUUAAGUCGGUGAAGUGCGACGCAAGAAAAUUCUGUGUUGUAACUGAAACGUUUAUAUACUUCUUAAUAGCAUGCACUCUGAUAAACCGGAUAUGGCUAGCACACUAAAAACGGCCAAGGCUGCGCUGCGCCUGCGUAUGAAGGAUAUUCUCAAGAGUUUAGAAUCGUCAGAAAAAAUUCGCCAGUCGUCAGAAGUGACACAAAAAGUUUUGAGAUCUGAUGACUACCAGAGGGCCGAAAGACUGGCCUUGUUUCUAAGCAUGGACGAUGAAAUCGAUACGAGGGAAAUAUUAUAUAAUGCAUUGGAGACGGGCAAGAUUUGCUUCAUUCCCAGAUACGAUAGCAAGUCCAGGCAAAUGGAAAUGGUACGGCUUCAUUCCCGCGCCGACUACGACCAGUUGCCGGAGACCAGUUGGAAAAUUAAGCAACCUCCCUUGCAUGAAGAACGAGAACAGGCGCUCACUACAGGAGGGCUCGACUUGGUCCUGGUUCCUGGCUUGGCCUUCACAUCUGCAGGCCACAGGCUUGGCCGCGGACGUGGAUACUACGACACAUUUCUGAGCAAACUCCCGUCGCCCGGACGAACGAAGCUGUUGGCGUUGGCAUUCUCUGAGCAAUUGGUUGACGACGUGCCUACUGACGCAUCAGACGUGCGAGUGCACGCAGUUAUCACUCCGUGACGCAGCAAGUGUCUGCGGCUUGACAAUAGAAAGGAAGAGGGGAACUAAAUAUUGCUCAAGUUAUGUGACAAUUAAACCAAUGUGGUAUAUCAAGAACGGUGGAAGUUCUUAUAUUAUCAGUCUGCUUAUAUCGCAAGUUUACUAGGAAUUUAAAA